UCUCUCUCUCUCUCUCUGACAGUUUUACUGCGUGAGCCGACAAUAGUUCGAGUUUUCACAUGUCGCAUGAAACGCUCUAGGGGCUGUCCACGUAGCAGUGCCACCGUUGCUUUAUCAAAUGUUUCUCUGCACAUGAUGGCCAGGUUUGGAAAUGACGUGGACGGGUUUUGAUUUUUCAAUGCUGAAAGUUCUUUCCAAGAAAAGAAGAUAAACAUCAAUUUGAUAUGUCAUUCAGACGAUGCACAGUUCUAUCAAACCAAGGUUUCACAUGGCUGAUGUUAAUUCUUCUGUUCGUCGCUUUAAAACGCAUGAUACAACAGCCAGGGCAGUCCACAGAACGAAUUCACUCACAUCAACUAGCCUCUAACGACAACCCAAGCUACGACAUUGCAGUCUUUCGAGAGAUAGGUUCACGUGAGGCGAAUCACCUGGACCUAACUGACCCUGGGCUCUUGGGGUACGUGAGGCGGAAGUGGCUCUAUGCCCCGCCCCCAGGACGCCUUGGAGAGUUAAACCUGACCGACACAAGUAAAAUACACUACUCCCAGUGGGGACAGUCACAGAUAGUUGAUGCUAUAUUACGUGGACGCCGGGGUGGGUUUUACGUGGAAUGUGGAGCUUGGGAUGGAGAGACGAACAGUAACUCUUUGUUUUUUGAAAAAUCUCGGAAUUGGACUGGGCUUUUGGUGGAGCCAGACCCCCUCAAUUUUGAAAAACUAUCUAGAAAACAUAGGAAUGCCUAUCUAUCCCCAACUUGCAUAACUGCACGACCCACAAAAGUGGACUUUCAAUUUUCCAAGACUUCAGAUGCUGGCUCCAUUAAUCCUCUUACAAAGAAAAAAGUUAUUGGGAAAAACAGAAUGCUCUGUCUUCCCAUCGCAUCUCUCUUGUUGUCAAUAGGCCAGACCCACGUGGACUACUUCUCGCUAGACGUGGAAAGCAUUGAGCUCGAGAUUUUACGAGAAUUUCCGUGGGACAAAAUCACUGUGGAUGUGUGGACCAUUGAGGUGCAUAGAUAUUUGCCGAACUAUGAUGCGACUAUGAACGAAAUAAAACAAAUAUUCAAUCGUACUGGGUUGUAUGGAAAGGGAAAAGAAAUAGUUAUGGACAUCAUGUUUGUGCGGCGUGACGCGAAUACGGUCAAAGAGAUCAAGAGGUCAAAAUGACGUAGACGUGACAAAAAUUAUUACUCCACUCACAAAUAAAGGUGGAGAUCAAUGAUUUAAAACGUGCAAUCAUCAUGUAUCGUCUUUCAGCUUUGAAGAAUCCUCUACGAGAUUUUCGAGCCAAAUUAAAUUUCCCUGCUCGUGAAAAUUCGCUGGAUUCCAUGUUUUUUACCGUUCCUUAUUAGACAAAUCAGUUGUAAACGAAUCUGCCAGAUGUUUUUACAGAAAAAAUUAUCGACAUUUUUUUUAUCGUUUUAAAGGUCUGAAAUGAGAAAGACAUAAUGACGUAAAAAUAUAACUUGCAGAUAUUUGAAAACGCAUAUAUAAUACCUUUAAAUGCGUGCACCACAAUGUAGCUGCUUGUGGGUGAGGCGGCACGGGUAUCGCCACCGCAGGAGUUAAAUUGCCGACGUGCCUCAAUAUCAGUACUGGAUGAUGUACGUGUCAUAUCAUCCAUCUGUUUUUAAUUCCCAUUUAAAGGUUUUUUUUUUUUUUU
Molecule: messenger RNA, 1662 nt
Organism: Lingula anatina
Lineage: Eukaryota; Metazoa; Brachiopoda; Lingulata; Lingulida; Lingulidae
Product: protein Star-like
Biological process (GO): endoplasmic reticulum to Golgi vesicle-mediated transport; endosomal transport
Cellular component (GO): plasma membrane; late endosome membrane; Golgi apparatus
Source: RefSeq, a predicted model, not a curated record